Messenger RNA from Brassica napus (rape), 435 nucleotides. RefSeq lists its product as uncharacterized. The coding region runs from base 1 to 435 and encodes 144 amino acids. Lineage: Eukaryota; Viridiplantae; Streptophyta; Magnoliopsida; Brassicales; Brassicaceae. The transcript has a single exon. The record is from RefSeq and is a predicted model, not a curated record.
AUGGCCACUGCGAUUCUCUCUUCUCGGAACACUUUAAACCAUCGAUUCGAUCACGAACCCUUAAUCCACCGUAACUCUAAUCCUCGCCGUCACUCGAACGCUGCUCCUCGCCGACUCAAGCGUUCCCCCACGGCCACUCAGUCUAAGACGCUAGUUGCAUCCCCGGCGGCUAACACCAAUCUCGUCAUGGGUCAAGUCAAGAUCCUCAAACGCGGCGAGACACUCAGCUCGUUUCUUAACAGCUGCGCCUAUGAAGACGAUAAAAAACGACAUCGUUUGAAGAUAACUGACGUAGCGUCGACUAUGAAGAAGCAGAUCAGAGCUUUCAAAAAAUCGGAGAUCGUCUCCGCAGAUUACGCAGGCUCUUGUAACUCAGUUUCUCCGCCUCCAACCUCUCUUCCUAUUCCAUGUUUCUUGGAGAAUAAGAAGAACUAA